This is a messenger RNA of Pseudophryne corroboree (corroboree frog), 878 nucleotides long. RefSeq names its product prefoldin subunit 6 (gene PFDN6). The record is from RefSeq and is a predicted model, not a curated record. Gene Ontology annotation, cellular component: prefoldin complex; cytoplasm. Gene Ontology annotation, molecular function: protein-folding chaperone binding. The coding region runs from base 39 to 509 and encodes 156 amino acids. The transcript is spliced from 5 exons. Gene Ontology annotation, biological process: chaperone-mediated protein complex assembly; protein folding. NCBI's taxonomy places the organism in Eukaryota, Metazoa, Chordata, Amphibia, Anura, Myobatrachidae.
AUCGCGACGGGCUGGGCGGGGUCGUCAGGCUUGUCUCCAUGGUAACGGCUGAGGGCGGAAGAGGGGUUUCGCUUCCGGGUGAGAGCUGUACGGACUGCGGUGUGCACGUUUCCUGUGACAGAGAGACGAUGGCAGCACAAUUGCAGGAGAAGCUGCAGGCUGAGGUCACCAAAUACCAGCAAGUCCAGAAAGAUAUCAGCAACAGUAUGUCUGCCAGACAGAAGCUAGAAGCUCAGCUCACAGAGAACAACAUUGUGAAAGAGGAGCUGGCUCUGCUGGAUGUCAGUAACACCGUGUAUAAGCUCAUCGGCCCAGUGCUGGUGAAACAGGAUUUAGACGAAGCAAAAUCCACGGUUGCCAAGAGACUGCAGUAUAUAAACGGAGAGAUCAAGCGAUAUGAAACCCUGCUGAAGGACAUGGAGCAGCUCUCAGAACAGCAGCGCACUUCCCUCACGAAGCUCCAGCAGGAAUACCAGCGAGCGCAGGGCAAGGGGCCGGUGAAGGCCUGAGAAGGGGAACCUUAUGUGCCACUAUUUAUGUACUCGUGGGGGGAGGACACUGCCCCAGUAUGAACCAAACAUUUCCAUAACAUCUAUUGGGCUCCUGGUUCUAUAGGAUAUCAAACUCUGGGGCAGAUGUAUUAACCUGGGGAAGACAUAAGGAAGUGAUAAACCAGUGAUAAGUGCAAGGUGAUAAGCGAACCAGUUCCAAUAUGUAAAUUAACAGUUAGAGCUGACUGGCUGGUACAUUUAUCACCUUGCACUUAUCACUGGUUUAUCACUUCCUUAUGCCUUCUCCAGGUUAAUAUAUCUGCCCCACUGUGUUCUCACUCUUGCUGAUUGUAUUAUACAUAUAUGCUAUUAAACAUGCUAAUUACA